GUUGCAACUGACGUCGAGCCACAUGAACCAGAUGAAGCGACAGAACCCUUGAGGGUUGCUUUAGAAACAGCCGUCCAAGAUUAUAUUACGGAUCAUUAUCCCGAGGGCAUUGCCACCGUUUAUUCAACACAAGAUUCAACAUUGACUAUAGCAAUCGUGGAUAAUAAAUAUAACCCUGAUAAUUUCUGGAACGGCAGAUGGCGUUCUGCAUGGGUAAUUACACCGGCAGCAGGAGAAAUAAAAGGGACCGUUAAAGUGAAUGUUCAUUAUUUUGAAGAUGGGAACGUUCAACUCAAUACUGAGAAAACGCAUGAUGGAACAGUUAAAAUUGAUGGAGAGAAUCCAGAAGCUGCUGCUGCUACUAUUGUAAAAUAUAUCAUUAAAGUGGAGGACGAUUUUCAAAAGUCUCUCAACGAAGCGUACGUUGAAUUGAACGAGAACACGUUCAAAGAAUUGAGAAGAGCUCUUCCUCUAACACGUCAUAAGAUUGACUGGGAUAAGAUUAUGAAUUAUAAAAUUGGGCAAGAAUUGGCCGGAAGGGAAUAG
This is a messenger RNA of Paraglomus brasilianum, 546 nucleotides long. Lineage: Eukaryota; Fungi; Glomeromycota; Glomeromycetes; Paraglomerales; Paraglomeraceae. The record is from the annotation of a GenBank genome assembly.